UUGCUCCGGCAGUUAGGGGCGGCGCUAGCACAGAGCAGGCGAACCGGGGCGAGCGGCCGUUCAUCUCGGUGCUCGCGAUCAUCGUUCACAGCCAGGGGUCCGGGGCCUGCAGCGGGAUGGCAGAUUCUCCACCAAGCGUUUGUUUUGUGGUUUUUCCACCUUUAGCAAAAAAUAAUCAAAUCCUUUUUGGGAAGAAUUCAGCUCGACCAAGAGAUGAAGUUCAAGAAAUACUGUACGUACCUGCUAGUGAUCAUGAACCCGGCAGUAAAGUACAGUGCACAUACCUUGAAGUUGACCAAGUCCAGAGGACUCAUGCUGUUCUACUUACUAAACCAGUCUGGAUGUGGGGAGGAGAGAUGGGAGCCAACGAACAUGGAGUUUGCAUUGGGAACGUGGCGGUCACCACGAAACAGGAAGCAUCCGAUAGCAAGUUACUACUAGGGAUGGAUCUUGUCAGGCUUGGUUUAGAACGAGGAAAAACCGCCAAAGAGUCUGUAGACAUAAUAGUGUCCCUACUGGAGGAACAUGGACAAGGUGGAAAUUAUUUUGAAGGAGAUGGCAUAUCCCAGACAUUCCACAGUGCGUUCCUUAUUGUGGACCGAGUGGAAGCCUGGGUGUUGGAGACAGCGGGGAAAUUCUGGGCAGCUGAAAGAAUAACAGACGGAGUGAAAUGCAUUUGCGAUCAUUUCUCUAUAAAGACACAAAUUGAUCUGGAACACCCAGAGCUCCGCAGUCACGCAAAGAACCAAGGCUGGUGGAAUGAAGAUAAAGAAUUUAGUUUUUCUGACGUGUUCUCAGAAGAUAGUGGACGUGAUUGUUCCCGAAAGAAGACAAUUGAAAAUCAAGAAGCUAUGAUGUCGGUGGAAACUAUGUUCAGUGUUCUUCGUGAUAAGAGCAGUGGUGUCUGUGUGGACUCUGGGCCGUUCAUUACUACAGCUAGUGCCGUAUCAGUGAUACCUCAAAAUGGGAGCUCUCCUUGUAUCCACUUUGUAACUGGAACACCAGAUCCAUCAAGGUCCGUAUUUAAGCCCUUUAUCUUUGUAGAAGAUGUAAAGCCGGUAAACAAGGCUCAGUCAUGUUGUCUAGGAGGUGAACCGUGCGGCCAUGGGCACUCGCAGCGGAGCCAUGAGCUAUAUAAACGUCAUCAAUGCGCCCUGUCUUUAAUAGAGAAUGACCAGGCUCAAGGAGAGAAGCUAUUAAGUAUAAUGCAGGACCUGGAGAAACAAGGCUUGGAGGCCAUGGAAGAUAUACUGAAAGGUUCAAGUCCCUUAGAUCCGGCAGAGAUAGUGGACCUUUUCUAUGACUGUGUUGACACAGAAAUCAAGUUCUACAAGUGAAAAAACCUGGAGCACAUCCUCCUUUAUUAGCAGAAGAAAGAAUCCAUAUGUUGGCCAGCUAGCUUCUCCACGUUCUGGUGUGAUGACGGACAGUUUCUCUAGCUUUUUGUUCCACCUCGUCGUUUGUUCAGUGAUAAGAAUGGGCUUCUGAUUAUAUGUCUCUGCAUGCAGGAUAACUCUGAGAUGAAUGUGUUUGUGCGUUUUCUGUGUCCAUCUCUUCAAUCCAAUAGAAAAUAACUCCAUAAUACUUUUUAUUAAACAUUAAUAGUGAUUAUGCAGAUUAAUUUGACUGCCUUUACAAUGAAACCAAUUUGUAGUUUUACUUCUAAAUGGUCAGAAAAAACAUUGUACUAUAAAAAAAAAAACAAGUAAUAGGCUGAAAUCCAUUGGCAAUAAAGAUUUUUUCAACAAA
This is a messenger RNA of Spea bombifrons (plains spadefoot toad), 1749 nucleotides long. It is a transcript of the gene SCRN1, whose product is annotated as secernin 1. The record is from RefSeq and is a predicted model, not a curated record. Gene Ontology annotation, biological process: proteolysis. Bases 117 to 1337 code for a protein of 406 amino acids. The transcript is spliced from 9 exons. NCBI's taxonomy places the organism in Eukaryota, Metazoa, Chordata, Amphibia, Anura, Pelobatidae. Gene Ontology annotation, molecular function: dipeptidase activity; cysteine-type exopeptidase activity.